Messenger RNA from Electrophorus electricus (electric eel), 1155 nucleotides. RefSeq names its product ras homolog family member Cb (gene rhocb). NCBI's taxonomy places the organism in Eukaryota, Metazoa, Chordata, Actinopteri, Gymnotiformes, Gymnotidae. Gene Ontology annotation, molecular function: GTP binding; GTPase activity. The record is from RefSeq and is a predicted model, not a curated record. Gene Ontology annotation, biological process: small GTPase-mediated signal transduction.
CUCGGCACUUCGGUCCUCAGCAUACACGUUUGAACACACUGCGCCAAAGGCUGGCGGGGCAAAAAGGCAAAAUACGGAAUACAGAUUUAAGAAUCAACUUUGGAAAGAGUGAUGGCAGCAAUCCGUAAGAAGCUGGUGAUUGUCGGGGAUGGUGCAUGCGGGAAGACCUGCUUGCUUAUUGUCUUCAGUAAAGACCAGUUCCCUGAGGUCUAUGUGCCAACGGUGUUCGAGAACUACAUCGCCGACAUCGAGGUGGACGGCAAGCAGGUUGAGCUGGCGCUAUGGGACACAGCGGGCCAGGAGGACUAUGAUAGGCUGAGGCCGUUGUCCUAUCCUGACACAGACGUCAUUCUCAUGUGUUUUUCCAUAGACAGUCCGGACAGUUUAGAGAAUAUUCCGGAGAAGUGGACACCAGAGGUGAAGCAUUUCUGUCCUAACGUUCCCAUUAUCCUGGUGGGGAAUAAGAAAGACCUUCGCAAUGAUGAACACACUCGCAGAGAGCUAGCCAAAAUGAAACAGGAGCCAGUAAAGCCAGAGGAAGGCAGAGACAUGGCUAACAGGAUCAGUGCAUUCGGCUAUCUGGAGUGCUCUGCUAAGACUAAAGAGGGUGUCCGGGAGGUGUUCGAGAUGGCCACCAGAGCGGCGCUGCAGGUCCGUAAGCGCAAGAAGCGAAGUGGCUGCCUGCUCUUAUGAGCUCCACCCCCCAGCUCGACCUCUCCUGCCAACAGUCCACACAGUGCUCAAGGAAUAAUCUUAACCAAACCAACAUCAUCACUGUACUGUAUUACGCAUUUCACGCAAGCAAGAUGUGUGCAAGAGACUGACAAACCUGUUUAUAGAGAAACCAACCCACGUGUGCUCUUAGUUUCUGUACGUACACACGCCUGUUCUGUUUUCGGCUUUCUUUUCUUUUGCCAGUAUACCUUCCCAUGUGUGUGGGGGAAAGAAUUGAUUUGAUUUUGUAUGUAUUUGUACAUAAAUCUUAAUCUUGUCUUUCUCUCUCCCCUGCACUCUCGCAUUCUCUCUCACUUUCCAUUCCAUGUUGUAUUCAGACAUUGCUUCUUUAUGUACUGUUUACUUAUUUGGGUUGAAGCCUGACUGGCGAAUCUGCUUCAUUUGGAAAAUGAUCCAGAAUACAUUUAUUGUUCAUUCAAA